UUUAGUGUCCCUUGGCAGGAUGAACUUACAACACAAGUCCACGUGCCACUCUACGUACUAGUGUUACUAGGUCUAAAACCGUAGUUUGGGUACUCAACACCAAGUCACGGAGUUAUACGUUCGUUAAAAUUACUAAUAAAUUGAAAAAAUCGGUGUAAAAACACUGAUUCAAGUCCAAAAAUAUUCAAGCAUAACUACGCACAUCCAGCCAGCACGGCUGACGCAACCGCAUUUUUUGUGCAAAUUGAGCACUAUUUUUACCAUGGACUAUAUUGAUACAAGCUACACGUUAAUACGUGCAGUUCGUGAAGGAAACCUAGAGAGAGCAAGGGAGAUACUUACUUAUUUUGGACUAUCUUAUUCACAAGCAUGGAAAGAAGGAUAUGUUUUACUUUGUGAUGCUAUUGAGAAUAGGCAUACAGAAGUUAUUAUACUACUUUUAACAAACGGUUCUAAAGUUAACAUCAACACUGACGAAUCUGAUAAUAACGAUCAUGAUACUCCACUUCAUUUAGCUGUUAUAAAUGGUGACAUAAAAAUUGUUAAGAUGCUUCUAGACAGAAGUGCUAAAAUUAAUGCUGAAGAUCAGUUUGGCAGAACUCCGCUUCAUGAUGCAAUUGAAAAUAAGGAAAUAGAAAUUGCUGAAUUACUUUUAAAUCAUGGAGCUAACGUUAAUGCUAGUGACAGUUUAGGUGUUACACCACUGUGUCUCGCUGUUCAACAAGGACAUGUAGAUGGUGUUAAGAUGCUGUUGGACAGAGGUGCUAACGUUAAUCCUCAAAAUCAGUGGUCUGGCACAACUCCACUUCACGAUGCGAUUAAACAUAAGAAAAUGGAAAUUGCUGAAUUACUAUUAAAUCAUGGAGCUAACAUUAGUGCUAGUGAUAAGUCAAGUGUUACACCACUGUGUCUCGCUGUUCAACAAGGAAAUGUAGAUGGUGUUAAGAUGCUGUUGGACAGAGGUGCUAACGUUAAUUUUCAAAAUCAGUGGUCUGGCACAACUCCGCUUCACGAUGCAAUGGAAAAUAAGGAAAUAGAAAUUGCUGAAUUACUUUUAAAUCAUGGAGCUAACGUUACCGCCAGUGGCAAACACGGUGUUACACCACUGUGUCUUGCUAUUCGAAGAGAACAUGUAGAUGGUGUUAAGAUGCUGUUGGACAGAGGUGCUAACGUUAAUGCUCACAAUCAGUGGUCUGGCACAACUCCGCUUCACGAUGCAAUUAAACAUAAGAAAAUGGAAAUUGCUGAAUUACUUUUAAAUCAUGGAGCUAACAUUAAUGUUACUGGGUCAGUUAUUUCACCAAAGUAUUAUGCUGGUCUACAAAGACGUAUGGAUAGAGAAAAAAAGAAGAUUUUUGACAGAGGUGCUAAUGUUAAUGCUGAAUUUCUGGAUGGCACAACUCCGCUUCGUUAUGUGAUGUCAUAUGAGGAAACGAAAAGUGAUGUCUUACUACAAGAUAUUAUUAAUAGAUCUAAUGUUAAUUCCAUUUAUGAGUCAGGUUUUACACCACUGUGUCUCGCUAUUCAAAUAAGACAUGUAAGUGGUGUUCAGAUGCUUUUGGACAGAGGUGCUAACGUUAAUGCUAAAACUCGGAAAGGCGUAACUCCGCUUCACUAUGCGAUUAAUUAUAAGAAUAUGGAAAUUGCUGAAUUACUAUUAAAUCAUGGAGCUAACAUUAAUGCCAGUUAUAAUUCAGGUGUUACACCACUGUCUCUUGCUGUUGGAAAAAAAAAUGUUGAAGUUGUUGCGAUGUUGUUAGACAGAGGUGCUGACGUUAAUACUGAAACUUGGGAUGGCAUAACUCCGCUUCACGCUGCGAUGAAAAAUAAGGAAAUGGAAAUUGCUGAAUUACUUUUAAAUCAUGGAGCUAAAGUUAACAGUGAUAACUCAGAUGUUACACCACUGUGUCUUGCUGUUCAACAAGGACAUGUAGAUGGUGUUAAGAUGCUGUUGGACAGAGGUGCUAACGUUAAUGCUAAAACUCGGGAAGGCGUAACUCCGCUUCACUAUGCGAUUAAACAUAAGAAAAUGGAAAUUGCUGAAUUACUAUUAAAUCAUGGAGCUAACGUUAAUGCCAGUGAUACAGACGGUGAUACACCACUGAGUCUCGCUGUUCAAAUAAGACAUGUAAGUGGUGUUCAAAUGCUUUUGGACAGAGGUGCUAACGUUAAUACUGAAACUAGUUAUGGCACAACUCCGCUUCACGCUGCGAUGAAAAAUAAGGAAAUAGAAAUUGCUGAAAUACUUUUAAAUCAUGGAGCUAACGUUAACGCCAGUAAUAAGUCAGGUGUUACACCACUAUAUUUUGCUAUUCAAAGAGAACAUGUAGAUGGUGUUAAGAUGCUGUUGGACAGAGGUGCUAACGUUAAUGCUCAAAAUCGGUGUUUUCGCACAAUUCUGCUUCACGAUGCGAUUAAACAUAAGAAAAUGGAAAUUGCUGAAUUACUAUUAAAUCAUGGAGCUGACAUUAAUGCUAGUGAUGAUUCAGGUUUUACACCACUGUGUCUCGCUAUUCAAAUAAGACAUGUAAGUGGUGUUCAGAUGCUUUUGGACAGAGGUGCUAACGUUAAUGUUGGAAUUCGGUAUGGCCAAACUCCGCUUCACUAUGCAAUUCAAUAUAAGAAAACGGAAAUUGCUGAGAUUCUUAAACAGCAUAUAGUUAAGAUGAAAACUGCAAAGUUAUACGUAAGUGAACACUUAUCAAUGAGGUGUAAUUACGAAAACAUGAAGGAUUUACAGGAUAAAUGUGAAAAAGAAGUAACAAUCUUGAAGAAUGAGAAAAUUAAUAAUACUAACAUAUCAUUUCAUGAUAUCUUGAUAAAAGAUCCAUUAGUAAUAUAUAUGAGAAAUGAAAAUGUAGUGCAGGUUUUAAGAUCAGACGAGUAUAAAACAAAAUUUCCAAUAUACUCUAGCAUGAUAAAAAAUCAGUUGAGAAAAGGUAUGGAAAAAAAAGAGUUGUUCGAACAAGGCACUAAAAUUUUUUAUUUGUUCUGUAACUUUCCUAAGCUACCACUUGAGUGUAUUGAACAAAUAUUUAGUUACUUAAGUGAUAAUGACAUAAGAAUUUUAAUAGAUACUUUUAGCCUUUACGCUGCCGGGAUUUGAAGAGCAUUAUGUCCCUUAGGAAAUUCCCAAAUUUUGUGGUUGUAUCUUUUAUAUAACUUAUAUAAAGUUGCGAUCAUAGGUAGGGUCUAUAUAUAGACCUUCCGGCAGCGUAUUGGACCGGAGAAAAUUUAAAAAUUUUAUUUUGUUUAAAAAUCCGUUUUUUUAGGUUUUUGAGAUCACUAAAAACGAUAGUGAAGUUAGUUUUUGAGUACAGUAAAUUUUUAGGGCUGUAUGACUCUCCUUCAGCGUUAUUCCGCCAAUGGCAGGGACGUAGAUAGAUA
Molecule: messenger RNA, 3387 nt
Organism: Pseudomyrmex gracilis
Lineage: Eukaryota; Metazoa; Arthropoda; Insecta; Hymenoptera; Formicidae
Product: ankyrin-1-like
Exons: 11
Coding region: 263-3106 (947 amino acids)
Cellular component (GO): cytoplasm
Molecular function (GO): protein binding
Source: RefSeq, a predicted model, not a curated record